Molecule: messenger RNA, 1541 nt
Organism: Mytilinidion resinicola
Lineage: Eukaryota; Fungi; Ascomycota; Dothideomycetes; Mytilinidiales; Mytilinidiaceae
Exons: 4
Source: RefSeq, a predicted model, not a curated record
AUCCUUCCUUGGGGGGUAAUAUGGGAGAACGGAGGGAGACAAAUGCGUUCGGUGAGCGGUGUCGGACAAGCGUCUCAAGUGUGCAACGUGCGCCGGUUGAGCAUCUUAGAUUCUGAUACCGGUGCGUAGGGCUGCUUUUAGCUACGCUUGGACGGCGAUCUGCGGACGGUUCCUGCGUAGCUGGUUUCUUAAACAGCGAUGAGACUUUGAUAAGAUAGAGCGCGUACUAAUGCCGCGCGUGGGAGUGGCGAGGCUGCGGCGCGGACGGUGGAGUGGAAGUUGAGGACGUAUGGAGCAGCUCUAAGUUGAUUCUGAUGACACAGAGCCGCCGACUUCAAUCCGAUGACAGUAGAGAGGCAGUGCAAGCUCCUUGUGAGGGCAAAGUCGACGAUGCGGUUCCGAGGCGGUUGCAGCAGGUGGAUGCCGAAUUGGGGUUGGAGACGCCGGAAUCUGAUACGCAGGGGGCUUCCAAACACAGCACGUUUGGGCCAACGGAGUCGCGACAGCACAGCACAGAGGCAGGGGAAGGAGCAACGUUCAACGAUGUGGUGGAGAGGUGGCUCCUCACGGGCAAGCGAGGGUUCAAAAGACCCCGGGGGAUUCCCGUCGCAUCUGUACGGGCUGGCAGGCCGCCGCUGGCGUGGUGCAAGAGGGCGCCAGUGGUGCGCGGAGAACAGCGAGGGACAGCGAGGGACAGCGAGUCCUCUCUCGAGCUUCUCCAUGCCGAGCCUCGCACGACAGGCGAGCCAAUGCUUGCCGAUGUCGAAGCGCUGGGGGACGAGCCGAGUGGUGCCGCCGUCGCGCAGCCCGCACUGGCGUCAGCGGAAGCUAUUAAUGGAUUCGUUAAUGUCCUGGGCCGUCAACAGAGCGGCGGCGGCGGCCAUGUGCAGUCUCUCCAUCGUGAAGCCGUCUGCCGGCCCGUCCGUCUAGUCCGUUUCCGUCUGCGAAUGAGCGUUGAGAAGGACUGCUCGCGAUUGCGGCUGUUAGGGGUUCAGAAUUGCUCGUCAUCAGCAAAUCCAGAUCCUUCACCGCUCAGACAAAUAGGACUAUCGAAUAGUCUAUCGAGUACGCUUCUUUGCCUCGAGGCUACGAGGAUAUUUAGACGGCGCCUGCUGAGGACAAGUCUGAGACGGAAGGCAGUGCUCUGUUCUCAUAGCUUGACGUCAAUCGCCUGCCAGACCGCUUCUGAUCAAUCUGCGGGUGACGAUGGAGAUAUUUUCCACUCUGGAUAUAUCGUCGGUGACAAAGCCAGCGUCGUGGGGUGGCGCCGCUCAGACAGCGGACGCCUCAAAGGUGCUUCACCAGGGCCGGCUCCAAUCAGCGCCGGCUACCCCAUGGCGGCUGGUGUGACAGUGCGUCUCGGUCUGUGCGACGGGAGCAGAUCGCAGCGUGAUUCGUCCCGAGAUUUGAGGGCGGUUAAAUUCAUGCACCACCGCCCACGUCCUCCCUCUUUUCCUCAUCCGGCGCGUGCGCCCGGCGCCGUGGGCGUCCGAGAGUGCUCGCAUGAACCAAAAGCCCAUCAUGCCGCAAUCCUUGAGACU